Messenger RNA from Rhinocladiella mackenziei CBS 650.93, 984 nucleotides. RefSeq lists its product as uncharacterized. The transcript is spliced from 3 exons. The record is from RefSeq and is a predicted model, not a curated record. The coding region runs from base 1 to 984 and encodes 327 amino acids. Lineage: Eukaryota; Fungi; Ascomycota; Eurotiomycetes; Chaetothyriales; Herpotrichiellaceae.
AUGACAGGACCGGAACAGCAGACCUAUGACCUCACCGGUCUGACGUUACCAAUAUCGAAGAAGGGUACCGGCUGUCCCUUUGACCCGAAAAUUAUCCAACAUGCGUUGGACGUGGACCGGAGAAAGUGUCGACGAGUCGUUCCCAUGAAAGUCCUCGUCCUAGGUCUCAGCCGGACUGGAACCGUUUCUCUCAGACAUGCUCUUUUUGAACUCGAUUAUUUCGACGUCUAUCAUGGUUCAUCGUUUUGUAAUGAGAACCCACGAGACUGCGAGAUGUGGACGGAAGCGCUGAGAGGGAGAUUCGAAGGCGGCAAACGAUUUGAACGGAGUGAUUGGGACCAAUUGUUUGGGCACUGCAUGGCCAUCUCCGACGCACCAAGUUAUGCAUUCGCCGAUGACCUGAUCAAGGCAUAUCCCGAAGCCAAGGUUAUCCUGACUGUCCGAGACAGUCCUGAGGCAUGGAGGAAAUCCAUGAUGUCCACUGUGAUCCCCACCGCCCUGGCCCAUGAAGAGAUAGGCGUGGUGGGCAGAAUUUUGAUGGCUUUUGCCCCCAAGACUUACUAUCAGCCAAUGUUCGGGAUGGUGAUCAAGUAUACUCGACUUUUGGACGUGCCCAGCCGCGGUGUUCGCAUGUACGAAGAACACAAUAACUGGAUCCGGAGCCUCGUCCCGAAGGAAAAUCUGCUCGAGUUCAAUGUGAAGCAGGGAUGGGAGCCUCUGUGCCGGUUUUUGGGCAAGGAAGUUCCGCCGAAGCCAUUUCCUCAUGUCAAUGGGAGCCGUGACUAUCUCGAAACGCUCGGUUCGUUUCAGAAAAAGACUGGAGCCGAUGCCUUGACCAAUAUGGCCAUAUACUUGGGUAUUCCCUUGGUCGUUGCGGCUUGCUGGGCUGCGUAUACGAGACAGGUAGGCUCACGGUCAUUGGUGCCACUGACGCUUCUGCAGGCAGAAUGGAUAGUGGGGAGGCUAUGGGGUGGCAAGAGGUAA